AGUUGGGGGAGUCGCUGGAGAUUAAAUGCUACGUUCGCAUACGGCCAGCAGGGGGAAGAUAAUGAAGAUGAAAAAGAAAGAAUUCUUGUGCCUGACAGGUUCAUUUUUAGAACGCAAAAAUAAAACACUGUGAGCACAUCCAUGUGCAGAGGUUUCGUACCACUGUCUUUCUGAGGUUAUCUUUGACACCGGUUUGAUUCCCGGUUAGCUAUUGUCACAUCUUCCCUGGCAAGGGUAAUCCGUCAAAAAGGGAGCGCCUUCCUCCCUUCGGGCACCCUGGCUGGAGUCUUGGCAGCUAAAAGGAUGUAGCCAUAAUAGUGAGCGUUUGCUGUACUUUAGAUGGUGGUUUUGCCGUCGGUGGUGGAACGUUUCAUGGAAUAAUUCCUUCCACCAUUAUGGCUGCACUGUAUCAAAGCAAAGACCCUUCUUCUUCACCCAGUAAAUUCUUGGCUCUUAAAGAUGUCCGGGAGGUAAAGGAAGAAACAACCCUGGAUGAGAAGCUCUUCCUGCUUGCAUGCGAGAAAGGUGACUAUUACAUGGUGAAAAAGCUUCUAGAAGAGAAAAGCUCUGGUGAACUGAAUAUAAACUGUGUGGAUGUACUGGGAAGAAAUGCAGUCACUAUAGCCAUUGAAAAUGAAAAUCUGGAUAUUCUGCAGCUGCUGCUGGAUCAUGGAUGUCAGACUACAGAUGCCCUGCUGGUGGCCAUUGAUGCAGAGGUGGUGGGAGCUGUGGACAUACUUCUCAAUCAUCGACCACGGAGGUCAUCCAAACCAACCAUAGCGAAACUAAUGCAGCGCAUUCAAAACCCAGAGUACUCCACAACAAUGGAUGUUGCUCCUGUGAUCCUAGCAGCCCAUCGUAACAACUAUGAGAUCCUCACUAUGCUGCUGAAACAGGAUAUCUCCCUACCUCGACCUCAUGCCGUGGGCUGUGAGUGUACCCUCUGCAAUGCUAAAAAUAAGAAGGAUAGCCUACGACACUCCAGGUUUCGGCUUGAUAUAUAUCGCUGUCUAGCCAGUCCUGCCCUGAUCAUGUUAACGGAGGAAGAUCCAAUUUUCACAGCGUUCGAGCUCAGUGCUGAUCUGAAGGAACUGAGUCUUGUAGAGGUCGAGUUCAGGACUGAUUAUGAAGCCCUUGCCCAACAGUGCAAAACGUUUGCUAAAGACUUACUUGCUCAGGCUCGGAAUUCACGGGAGUUAGAAGUAAUUUUGAAUCACACAUCCUCUGAUGAACAUAUUGACAAGCGUGGACUACUGGAGGACAGAAUGAAUCUGAGUCGACUUAAGCUGGCAAUAAAGUACAAUCAAAAGGAAUUUGUGUCCCAGUCAAACUGCCAACAGUUCCUCAACACAGUGUGGUUUGGACAAAUGGCUGGCUACAGAAGAAAGCAUACUUGUAAGAAGAUUUUAAUUGUGCUCACAGUAGCUCUCCUAUGGCCUUUAUUAUCCAUUUGCUACCUCAUUGCUCCAAAAUCUCAGCUGGGUCGAAUUAUCCACACCCCGUUUAUGAAGUUUAUCAUUCAUGGUGCUUCCUAUUUCACAUUCUUACUUCUGCUAAAUAUGUAUUCAUUGGUGGUCUAUAAUGAUGACAAAAAGAACACAAUGGGGCCAGCUCUGGAAAGUAUCGACUAUUUGCUCAUCAUUUGGUUGUUAGGAAUGGUUUGGUCAGAUGUGAAGAGACUCUGGUAUGAUGGGCUGGAACACUUUCUGCAAGAAUCCCGCAAUCUUCUUAGCUUUGUUAUGAAUUCAUUGUAUCUAGCAACCUUUGCCCUUAAAGUUGUGGCACACAGUAAGUACUGUGAAAUAGCAGAGAGGAAGAAUUGGGAUGCUUUCCAUCCAACGCUGGUAGCAGAAGGUCUCUUUGCCUUUGCUAAUGUUCUCAGUUACCUCCGGCUGUUCUUCAUGUAUACAACCAGCUCCAUCCUGGGACCUCUACAGAUUUCCAUGGGGCAGAUGCUGCAGGAUUUUGGAAAGUUUUUAGGGAUGUUUUUGCUGGUGCUUUUCUCAUUCACUAUUGGUCUAACCCAGCUUUAUGACAAGGGUUAUCCUCCAAAUAAACAGAGUGACUGUGAAGGGAUAUUCUGCAAAGUACAGAGUAAUGACACAUUCCAUUCGUUUAUUGGGACCUGCUAUGCGCUAUUCUGGUACAUUUUCUCCUUGGCACAUGUGGCAAUCUUUGUUACCAGAUUCAGAUAUGGGGAAGAGCUGCAGUCUUUUGUUGGUGCUGUUAUAGUGGGGACCUACAAUGUGGUGGUGGUUAUAGUCCUGACAAAACUGCUGGUAGCCAUGCUGCACAAAAGCUUUCGUCUGAUUGCUAAUCAUGAAGAUAAAGAGUGGAAGUUUGCUCGUGCCAAACUGUGGUUAAGUUAUUUUGAUGACAAAUGCACUCUGCCUCCACCAUUCAAUAUCGUUCCUCCUCCUAAGACAAUCUGCUACAUUUUCAGCAGCCUCAGUAAAUGGAUCUGCUCUCAUACAACAACGGGAAAAGUGAAACGGCAAAACAGCCUCAGGGAGUGGAAGAGCCUGAAGCAGAAGCGAAGUGAGAAUUACCAGAAGGUGAUGUGUUGUUUGGUACACCGCUAUUUAACCUCCAUGAGGCAGAAGAUGCAGAGCACAGAUCAGGCCACUGUUGAAAACCUCAAUGAACUGCGGCAGGAUCUGUCCAAAUUCCGCAAUGAAAUGAGGGAUUUGCUUGGCUUCCGAACAUCCAGAUAUGCCAUGUUUUAUCCAAGAAACUAAGCAAUCAAAUGACAAAAUCAAAGACAUGCAAACAUUUCCAUGCAAUUUGUAAAAAGAUUUUAUGCUUGUUGACUUAAAUUAUAGAGACAAUAUAUAUUUAUAUUUAUAAAGGGAGAAAGGGGAAGAACAAGAAAGAGAAGGAAGGGGAGAGAGAGAAAAUGGAAACACACAUUUCUGUUUUUUUUAAAAAUGUUACUGGUUGUAAAAAUGGUUAGCAACAUGCACAAAGGCCUACAUUGUGUGCAUAUAUAUGUAUGUGUGUGCGUGUGUGUGUGUGUGUGUGUGUGUGUGUGUGUGUGUGUGUGUGUGUG
Protopterus annectens (West African lungfish) is the source of this 3049-nucleotide messenger RNA. RefSeq names its product transient receptor potential cation channel subfamily C member 1 (gene TRPC1). The record is from RefSeq and is a predicted model, not a curated record. Bases 396 to 2738 code for a protein of 780 amino acids. NCBI's taxonomy places the organism in Eukaryota, Metazoa, Chordata, Ceratodontiformes, Protopteridae. Gene Ontology annotation, cellular component: cation channel complex; membrane. Gene Ontology annotation, biological process: calcium ion transmembrane transport; manganese ion transport; regulation of cytosolic calcium ion concentration. Gene Ontology annotation, molecular function: inositol 1,4,5 trisphosphate binding; protein binding; store-operated calcium channel activity. The transcript is spliced from 13 exons.